This is a messenger RNA of Penicillium argentinense, 357 nucleotides long. RefSeq lists its product as uncharacterized. Bases 1 to 357 code for a protein of 118 amino acids. The transcript has 2 exons. The record is from RefSeq and is a predicted model, not a curated record. NCBI's taxonomy places the organism in Eukaryota, Fungi, Ascomycota, Eurotiomycetes, Eurotiales, Aspergillaceae.
AUGGCCUACAACGUCUACACCGUCGAAUCACUCGGAAAUGGUGACCGUAACCACAUCGCCUUCUACAUCGAAACAAAACCCCAUGGCCGCUCCACAAUCAAUCCGCGGGCGCAUAUUUCAUGUCACGGGCACCAUCCUGGAUCAAAGAAGCAAGUCGCGACGAUUGCACCGGAGAACCUCGAAAGAUUUGAAAAAGUGUGCUGUUUGAUGGUUCCACCGCCCAAGCCACAAGUUACGCUUUCCAGCAAAUCGCUGGUCCCCGGGGCCCCGCUUUAUCGGUGCGCGGAGUGGCUGCGUGAUGUGGAGAAAUUGGCGGUUGAGAAGGGCAUCUUUACGCGAGUUGCUGGGUCGAUCUGA